This is a messenger RNA of Malania oleifera, 959 nucleotides long. RefSeq lists its product as uncharacterized. Bases 214 to 828 code for a protein of 204 amino acids. The record is from RefSeq and is a predicted model, not a curated record. The transcript has a single exon. Lineage: Eukaryota; Viridiplantae; Streptophyta; Magnoliopsida; Santalales; Ximeniaceae.
AUGAGAUUGCAAAAGGAAAGACCGAAAGAAAAGGAUACUUCUGUCGGCUGUAUCAGUACGUAUAUGCACUCGACGAAACCCUGAAGAAACCUCGCGCCGACGUCAAUUGUUGAAUCUCCUUGCUCUGUCGUCCAUCCUCUUCCUUUAAAGCUUAUGAAGAAAAACAUCAAGAAGAAGCAGGUAAAAAUUUCAAUUUUGAGGAAUUAGUUGAUCAUGGGGAACUGCGUGUUCAAAGGGUUUGAAGAGGGGGAAGAAGUGAUCAAGGUAAUAACAGCCAACGGCGGGGUGAUGGAGCUGUACGCACCGGUCAAUGCAGAGUGCAUCACCAACGAAUUCCCCGGCCACGGCAUCUUCCGGAGCCCUAACGUCUCCUCGGAUCCUCUCCUCCACAGCGAGGAGCUUCUGGGAGGGGAGUCGUACUACCUGCUCCCUCUCGGCGGGUGCGGGAAGAAAGGAAACACGGGCGAAGGAGACGCCAUAAGAGUGAUCAACGGGCUAGACGGGAGGAAUACGACGUCUACUUCCGUGGAGGGUACAACGGCGCCGUAUCGCAUGUCAUUCGAUAACCAAGGGGCGAUGAAGCGAUCGGCCCCGGAGGUGUUUCCGAGGUACAAUAGCAGCGGAGUGUGGAAAGUGAAGCUGGUGAUAAGCCCACAGCAGUUGUCGGAGAUAUUGUCGCAGGAGGCUCGCACGGAGGCGCUGAUUGAGAGCGUGAGGACUGUGGCCAAGUGCGGGAACAGCGCGCCGUCGACGGCCGCUAAUUCCGACCAGUGGAGCCUUUCCGGCAGUUGGAAGGCCUCGUCGGAGAAGUAUGGCCCCGAUGACUAAUUACUCCUAGAAUAAAUGUAGUAAAGUUAUCUAGUAUCUGUAUUUUGUUCAUUAUAAUUAAUUGUUGCUGAACUGUUCAUUGAUUUGCCAAAAGAAAAAAAAAAAAAAAAACCAGCAAUUCCUUUAGUUAA